AAGAGUUGGGUAAUAAACGUUUCUUUGCCUUGCUUACACCUACAACUUACUUCAACUCUUACGCUAUCAAUUCUCUCUCUUAUCUCUUUGUACCUUAUAAUAAAAAAGUUCUGGUUUUUAUUUUGUUUUUGUUAAAAAAAACUUUAUUUAUGUGUGUGUGUUUUUUGAAAUUUGAAAGUUGAUUAUGGAGGUAAGGCAGCAGCAGAAGAUGGAAGGAUUUCUUGAGGGAUUUUCACCUGUUUCUUCAACUCCUGUUUUAUGGAAGUCUAGAAAAAGAUCUGCCGGUGUGAAGAACUUGGAAACGCCUCAAAAGCAAGAAGAGUCUCCAGCUGAUGAAACACCUCAAAAGCAAGAUGAGUCUCCAGCUGAUGAAAAGAUGCAGGAAUCGCAGCCCUCUACUGAACUUUCAGAGCGUAGGAAGGCACUCUUUGAACCAUUGGAGCCGGUUACAAAUGCAAAUGGCCGUAGGCCAUCAGCUGAAACUUUGCUACCCCCACCAGACUUUGAUGCUGCAUGUUACCCCAAAGGUUGGCUGGCUGGAAAGAGACGGAAGCUUGUAAAUGUGGAUGUUGUUGAAAGUAUGCGAAGAAUCGCUCUACAGGAAAUGAAUAGAAAGGAUCGCGAAAUCGAUGGUCUGAAUGAACAGCUAGAAGCAGAUGCUCAAUGCCUGGAACAUCUGCAAAUACAGCUGCUAGAAGAAAGAAGCAAGCGUGCUGAUGUAGAGAGGCAAAAUGCUAUGUUGCAAAGCCAGAUAAAUGUGCUUAUGAACAUGUAUCAGGAUGACGAUGAUAUUGAUGGUGACGGUACAGAUGACUCUUAAUCAGUCAUUUUCUUUAUUCUUUUGUAGAUUUCGUUAGACAAUAAUAGGACAGAUAUAGAAGAAGGUUGUUGUGCUUUCAAGAUGUAAAAUAUAUAUUUGCGAGUACCACCUGUGUGUUCGCAAUAUUAUUUACUGUUUAAAAGCUGUGUAAGACGUUGGUAGUUCCUUUUAUUUGAUCCAUCAUUCCUCGCA
Messenger RNA from Solanum lycopersicum (tomato), 1012 nucleotides. The record is from RefSeq and is a predicted model, not a curated record. Lineage: Eukaryota; Viridiplantae; Streptophyta; Magnoliopsida; Solanales; Solanaceae.